Molecule: messenger RNA, 5730 nt
Organism: Arachis stenosperma
Lineage: Eukaryota; Viridiplantae; Streptophyta; Magnoliopsida; Fabales; Fabaceae
Product: disease resistance protein RUN1-like
Exons: 10
Coding region: 154-5637 (1827 amino acids)
Biological process (GO): signal transduction; defense response
Molecular function (GO): ATP hydrolysis activity; ADP binding
Source: RefSeq, a predicted model, not a curated record
CCAUAAAGAUGGAUGAUUGGGAGAUUCAAUAGUAUAUAAGUGAUGACCAAAACUCAGUCUUCUUCUCUCCAUAGCAUUCUACCUGCUCUGCAAAAGUCCACGCUCAACUAAAUGCCAAAUCCUCUCAUUCUCACUCUCACCUAACCAGCAAGCAUGUCGUCAACGGCGUCAUCUUCUUCACAAAAGAAAGAACCCGGACUCAUGAAAUUCACUACUUCCUCCUAUCGAAACUGGAUCUACGACGUGUACGUGAGCUUCGACCGUACCACCAACAAAUUCGUCUCGGAUCUCUAUGCAAGGCUCAGCGCUGCAGGGGUUCGCGUCUUCAAGGACGAAAUGGAGCCCCGAAGCGGAGACCAGCUCCUGUUCAAGGCAAUCGAAGAUUCUAGAAUCUCCAUCGUGGUUUUCUCCAGAAGCUAUGGGGAUUCGAAGUGGUGGUUGAAGGAAUUGGAGAAGAUAAUGGAGUGUCGGAGCAGCAAGGGUCAGAAGGUUGUGCCGGUGUUCUACGGUGUUGAUCCGUCGGAAGCUGGGGCGGCGUUCGCAUACCGGGAACCGCUCAGGGAAGCUGCUUGCCUUCCGGGUUUUGUUACAUAUAUCAGCAGGGAGAGAGAUGAAGCCUUAGACAAUAUUGUUGAACAUAUCACUGCCUUUUUAGGUGGUAAGGAUCACUGGUUCACUCUGCCGAAUGUAGAGAAAUUGCAACCUCGGGUGCAGGAUUUAAUUCAAGUUCAACUGUUGAAUUAUGAUAAAGUUUUAAUACUUGGGAUAUGGGGAAUGGCAGGCAUUGGUAAAACAACCAUUGCCAUGGCUCUUUAUAAUCAAAUCUGUUACAGAUUCCAGAGGAGGAUGUUUGUUGACAAUAUCAGCGAGAGAUGUGAGCAGCAUAGUAUAGUUUCUUUACAGGAAGAGCUUUUUUCUUGUAUCUGCAAAACAACAGAAGAAACAAAAGAAGAAGCAAAGAAAGAAGCAACAAAAGAAACAACAGAGGAGACAACAAAAGAAGCAGUGGAAGAAGCAACGGAAGAAGAAAGGGAAGAAACUACUGCAGAAAAAGCAAAGAUUCAUGACAUUGAAUCAGGAAAGCUUUUAUUAAAGAAAAAUCUCAGCAAUAAAAAAACGCUUCUUGUUCUAGACGAUGUGACUGAACGAGACCAUUUAGAGGCUUUGUGCGGAAGUCGCGAGUGGUUUGGUCCUGGAAGCACAAUAAUCAUCACCACUAGGGAUAGGAGUAUGCUCAAGGACGCUGAUGAUAUAUAUACAGUGAAAGGAAUGAAUUAUGAUGAAUCUAUUGAGCUAUUUUGUUGGCACGCAUUCAAGAAUAAGGAAAUUCCUGCAGAAGAGUAUCGCGAACAUGCAGAAUCUAUAGUUGAGUAUUGUGGGGGAGUACCACUUUUUCUUGAAGUAGCUGGAUCCCAUUUAUAUGGAAAGAUGAUAGAAGAGUGGGAGCCUGCAUUGGAAGAACUUGAGGAAAAUCCUCCUUAUAAAUUGCAGAGGUUUCGACAAGUUAGCUUUGAUAGUUUAAGAGAUGACUCACUGAAGAAGAUAUUUCUUGAUAUAGUUUGUUUCUUUGUUGGUAUGAACUGGAACCAUGUUGUGAAAAUAUUGAAUGGCACUGGACAUAAUGGAGAAAAGGCCUUAACUGCCCUUGAAGAUAAAUGUUUAGUAACUGUUGAUGGCAACCAGCUUCAAAUGCAUACCUUGAUAGAAGAAAUUGGAAGAGAAAUCGUUGAUGAGGAAUCACGUCUUACUCCCAAGCUAAGUACCUAUGAUGUAUUCUUGAGUUUCCGAGGAAAAGAUACUCGUGCAACAUUCACUUCACAUCUCCAUGCGGCUCUAGAAAAUGCUGGAUUUUAUGUUUUCAAGGAUGAUGUUCAACUUCCAAGGGGAGAAUGGAUAUCAAUCUCACUACUGGAAGCAGUGAGAGACUCCAGAAUGUCUAUUAUUGUGCUGUCUACAAAUUAUGCUGGUUCAAAAUGGUGUCUGGAAGAGUUAGAGAAUAUAAUGCAGCUUCAAAGAACCACGGCUCACACAGUCGUGCCAAUAUUCUACGGUGUAGAUCCCUCCGAAGUACGUCACCAAAGUGGUGUAUUUGGACAAAAAUUUAAUGAUCUUUUAAGAAGUCAUCCAGUGGAGGAAGACAAGGAGAAAAGUUGGAGGACAUCACUCCGUCAAGUUGGUAGCCUUUCAGGAAUUGUUGUGGUAAAUUCCAGGAAUGAGUAUGAGGAUAUCAAGAAGGUUGUUGAAGAUGUUACUCAUUUGCUUGACAAGACAGAAUUGUUUGUUGCAGACUAUCCGGUGGGAGUAACAUCUCGUGUGCAAAAUGUGAUCAAUCUAUUGAUGGAACAACAAUCAAAAGAUGUUUUACUUCUUGGGAUAUGUGGCAUGGGAGGACUUGGUAAAACAACCAUUGCCAAAGCUCUUUAUAAUCAACUUAGUCGCAAAUUUGAUUGUAAGUGCUUCCUACUAAACAUCAGGGAAGUUUGGGAGCAAGAUAAUGGUCAAGUUUCUUUACAAGAUCGUCUCCUUUCUGAUAUUUACAAAACAACAAAGAUACCGAUACGUAGCACUGAAUCAGGAAAACUUGAAUUGAAGAAUCGACUUUGCCACAAAAGGGUACUUCUUGUUCUUGAUGAUAUAGAUAAAGUGGAACAAAUGAAUGCAUUGUGUGGAAGUCAUGAAUGGUUUGGUUCCGGAAGCUGUAUAAUCAUCACAACAAGAGAUGAGCAUCUGGUUAAAAUGCGUGGCGUUGAACCUAUAAUUUAUAGAUUGGAUGAAAUGGAUGAUAGUGAAGCUAUUGAGCUUUUUAGUUGGCAUGCAUUCAAGCAAGCAUAUCCAGACACAAAUUUUUCUGUCCUUACCAAAGAUGUAGUUGCAUAUUCUUCUGGACUGCCACUUGCUCUGGAGGUUCUUGGGUCCUAUUUGUGUGAUAGGGAAAUCGAAGUGUGGAAGAAUGCUUUGGAGAAACUUAAAAGGAUUCCCAAUCAUAAAAUACAGGAGAAGCUAAGAAUAAGUUUUGAUAGUCUUAGUGAUGAUACUGAGAAAGAGAUAUUUCUUGAUAUAGCAUGCUUUUUCAUUGGAAUGGACCGAAGUGAUGUUAUUCAGAUAUUAAAUGAUUGUGGACUUUUCGCUGAAAUCGGAAUCAGUGUCCUUAGAGAGCGAAGCCUUGUAACUGUUGACAGCACAAACAAUCUUGGAAUGCAUAAUUUGCUAAGGGACAUGGGAAGAGAAAUAAUUCGCGAGGAAUCACCAGAUGAACCUGAGAAGCGUAGUAGAUUAUGGCUUCAUGAGGAAGUCCUUCAUGUAUUAAAAGAAUACAAGGGAACUACAACUAUCACAGGACUGGCUUUGAAGUCACCAAGGACGAAUCCAAUUUCAUUGAGCACAAAGGCAUUUGAAGAGAUGAAUAAACUCAGAUUGCUUCAGCUCGAAAAAGUACAACUUGAUGGAGAUUUCAAAUAUAUUUCUAGAGAUCUUAGAUGGAUGAGUUGGCAUGGAUUUCCUUUGAGUCACAUUCCUAAAAACUGCUGUCAGAAAGGUUUAGUUGCCAUUGAGUUGGAAUAUGGCAAUCUCAAAAUAGCAUGGAAGCAGGCUCAGUUGUUGAAUAAGCUGAAAAUUCUGAAUCUCAGUCAUUCUCAUCAAUUGAGAGAAACUCCAGACUUUUCAUACUUACCUAACCUUGAAAAGCUAAUACUGGAAGAUUGUUCGAGUUUGUCUUCAGUUUCCCAUACCAUUGGACAUCUCAAUCAACUUCUUCUGAUAAAUCUGAAAGAUUGUAAAAGCCUUCGUAGCCUUCCGCGAAGCAUCUAUAAGUUAAAGUCACUCAAAACUCUCAUUCUUUCUGGAUGCUUAAUGAUUGACAAGUUGGAAGAGGACAUGGAACAGAUGGAAUCUUUGACAACCUUGAAGGCAGAAGACACUGCUAUAACACAAGUUCCAAAUGCACUAGUAAGAAUGAAAAAUAUUGGUUAUAUAUCUUUGUGUGGCUUUGAAGGAUUGGUUCGGGAUGUUCUUCCAUCUAUCAUUUGGUCAUGGACCUAUCCAACAAAUAAUGUGUCAUCUCUGUUUCAAAAUACUCUCUAUCAUCUAUCAUCUAUGAUCAGAAAACUUCCAAAGCGUAGUAGUCUUUUGUUGGAAUCCGGUCUGCAACUUGAGAUACCUGAAGAUGUGGUCUUGAAAACAUUAGAUGCUACAAAUUGCAAGAUAACUAAUCUUGAUGAAAAUGCUUCCGUCGAUGAUAUCACAGAAGAUGAGAAUGUGACUGUUUUGGAUUCUGAUGAUAUGGAGACCGAUAUGAAUGAGAAUGUUUCUGAUUUUGAAGAUAUGGCAGUUGACAGAAAUGCUGUUGUUUCUGAUAUGCUAACAGAUAAAAGCAUUGAUAUCAUUUCCAAUGGAGGCGAAAGUAGAAUUAGCAGAUUCUCCAGACUUCGUUCUCUUGUUCAUGUUGUUCUAAAGGCACGACUAUUUUGGUUUGGUUUUAUUGCUGUCCUAAUUUGGAUCACAUGCAGUUAUUCUGAAAAUCAACAAUGUUCAACCUCAUUUCAAGUAUGUCAGCACACACCCACUUUUAAGGAAGCAGAGGUAAUUCCCAAUAAGCAAGUAAUGAAGUUGUUAGAGGAGGAAAGUAAAAGAAAGAGUAAACUCUCAUAUAGUCGAAGAGUUGUGGAGCCUUCCCCGGAAAGUAAAAACAUCGAAGCAUCGGCAACCAUCAAGAACUCCAGGCCAAAGUCUAAAGGAGAUAUGCCUUUAGUUAAGACAUAUCCACCUGCAAUUGCUUCAUUAUCUAACUCUCAAGAGAUGUCAGACAAUUCAGAGUAUGAUAGCAAUACUCAAAAUCAAGAUGAACUGCUUCAGACUCUUUUUGCUUCAAAUCCUAAAGAUGAUGAACUUGCAUUGAUUGCUGAUCCUACAUCACUAAUCAUCACUCAAGAAGACAAUGAUUUGCUUGCAGAACUAGAACAAAUCUUGUCAGAGAGCUAUGUCUUGUCCGCGAAUAAGGUCACUUCUGCUACUUCUGUUUCAGAACUUCAAAGUCUUCCAUUGAUUGCAGUCAUUCAAAAAGUACAACUACUUUUGGAUAAUGAACUAGAAGCUUUGGUAGCAGAUAAUGACAUUAGAAAACAGCUUCUUGACUACUUAGCUCAUCUGGUUCAAAUGAAGUCACAAGUCCCCACAAAUCUUCAGAAGUUGGUCAAGGAGAUUAAGGAAUUUUAUGAAGGUUUUCUUGGUAACUUUCCACCUAUUCAAGAAGUCUUGGACAAUCAUCAAAGGUUAAUUGACACCAAGAAUAGACUUGAGGGGGAGCUCGAAAUAGCCAAGGCAAAGCAGGCUCAUUUUUCUACUUCAAUUUCUAAAGGGAAAGUGAGGAUCAAUGAGAUGUCAAAAGAGAUCAAUGAGUUGCAGGUGAAACUUAAAGCCUUAUAUGACAAGAGAGACAAAUUAAAAUCCACUGUGAAACUUUGUGAGGUUGAAACUAUAAACAUCAAUAGGAAAGCUGUCACUUGGGUGAAAGAAACUGAAGAGGUUGUGAGCACUCUUAAGGCUUCAGAGUCUGCCUUCAAAAAUGCUGAAUCUUCAAAACAUAAUUAUGAGAGGAAGCUAAGUGAAUUGAAGCGAGCUCUUGGGAAAAUUAAACAUUAGAAUAUUCUUCAUUUUGUAAUUAUUCCUUCAGAAAAUCUCUACAUCCAAGUCAUUUAUUUAACCAAGUCCAACCAAUUUGUUAUAAUGUGUUUC